Molecule: messenger RNA, 824 nt
Organism: Rhagoletis zephyria (snowberry fruit fly)
Lineage: Eukaryota; Metazoa; Arthropoda; Insecta; Diptera; Tephritidae
Source: RefSeq, a predicted model, not a curated record
AUGAAAUUGAGAUACGCCUUACUGCUCUGCGCUGUGGCGCAUUGCGCCCUAAUCAUCGCCGCCGCCGCCGAACAGCAAGAGUCAAAGUACAAUGAGAUCAUCAAACUGCUGAGCGACAGCACUGAACAGCUGAAGCCAGCCGCCCAGUCCUACUCCGCCUCAGUGGCCGACCCCAACGAGUACAGCUCUUCCGGAUACGGGCGAGGCUCCUCGGAGCGAUCUCGAUACGCGCCCUCAUCCUCGUCGGGCGGCAACAACAAGAAGGCGGCCGCCGAUGACGAUGAUGAGAAGAAGACGGAAGAGGACGAGGAGGACAAGAAGCCAGACCGACUGGCGCUGCUCCUGGCAGAGUCCAAGUUUGCCUGUAAUGACCUGAAGAAUGGCUACUACGCCGACGAGAGCGUCGGCUGCCAGGUCUUCCACUACUGCGUUGAUGGAGUCAAGCACAGCUGGCAAUGCCCGGAAAACACCGUCUUCCACCAGAUUCACCUGAACUGCGUGCCCAACACUCAGGACAUCUGUCGCGAGUCCUCCAAAUUCCACGUCGUCAAUGACUACCUUCAUAAGGAACUAAACGAACGCGGCCCCAACAACACCGUCCUCUAUCACCAGCGCUUCUACCCGGAAGGUUUCGACGUCAGCGGUGGCGACACUGUGACGCAGAUCUUCCAGGCACAGGCCGCCGCCGCCCUGCAGAAGGUGAAUCAUGUAGAGAAUGACGCAGUAGAUGGUUCGCAGGAACAGCAGUGUGCACUCGGAGAUGAGGAAUGCGCCAAUGCUGAAGUUAGUGUGCAUUCCGACGAUUAUGCCGACAAUGAACAGCG